Polistes canadensis is the source of this 1358-nucleotide messenger RNA. RefSeq names its product phosphotriesterase-related protein. The record is from RefSeq and is a predicted model, not a curated record. Gene Ontology annotation, molecular function: zinc ion binding. NCBI's taxonomy places the organism in Eukaryota, Metazoa, Arthropoda, Insecta, Hymenoptera, Vespidae. The coding region runs from base 202 to 1251 and encodes 349 amino acids. Gene Ontology annotation, biological process: catabolic process. The transcript has 7 exons.
AAUAAUAAUAGUAAGUAAACUUUACGUAAGAGAUUGAUAAGCAUUCCAGUAUUAGAACAGUUGGAAUAAAGGAAAGAGAUUGUUCUUACGUUUACAUUUAAGAGGAAAAUACCGACUGCUUGAUACGUACUCAAUAUUUUUUCAUAUAUCGUUUCGUUUCUAUAGCAUAUCAUCACUGAUCUAUUUUAUGCAAAGAUCAGUAUGGCCGACACUGUACAAACCGUACUUGGAAAAGUUAACGUUACCGAACUCGGACGAGUUUUAACACACGAACAUGUUGCCGUGGAUUUUGCCGAUUUUUAUACGCCACCACCGUCUACGUUAAAACCUUUUCUAAAUAAACCAAUGAAGCUUCAUAAUAUGGGAUGGGUGAGACAAUAUCCAUAUAGUCACAUGAAUAAUAUCAAAUUCAAUGAUACCGAAAGUGCUUAUGCUGUGUUAGAAGAUUUAAAAUUAUUUCAUCAAUUUGGCGGUAAUACUAUUGUAGAGAAUAGUAGUCAUGGUUUGAAACGCAGUAUAGGAUUGAUGAAAACGCUUAUGGAAAAAACUGAUGUUAAUAUCAUAGCUGGCACAGGAUUCUAUGUCGCUAAAACACAGGAUCAGGCUACUUUGAAUUUAUCCGUUGAAGAUCUGCACAACAUUAUAAUGGCAGAAAUGCUUGAAGGUUGCCAAAUAUUUCCCGAUACCAAAGCGGGAUUUAUUGGAGAAGUUGGAACUUCUUCGCCGAUCGAAGAUUUUGAGAAACGCUCGAUAAAAGCUACUGCAUUAGUUCAAUCAGAGUUAGGAUGUCCCGUUAGUUUCCAUCCGGGAAGAGAUUCAAGUAUACCCAUCGAAAUAAUGAGAAUUUACCAGGAAGCGGGCGGAGAUUCGAAAAAGGCUGUGAUGUCCCAUCUUGAUCGUACUUUCACCAAUAAAGAAGCUUUGUUGGAAUUUUCGGACGAUACAAAUUGUUAUUGUCAAUUUGAUUUAUUUGGUACCGAAUGUUCUUUCUAUCAAUUAAAUCCAUCAGUCGACAUGAUAUCCGACGCACAACGCGUUAAUUACGUUCAACUUCUACGAGAGGAAGGGAAGAUAAGGAGAGUACUUUUGAGCCAUGACAUUCACACUAAACAUCGUUUGCUUAAUUAUGGAGGUCAUGGUUAUUCUCAUCUGUUUAAUAACGUGCUGCCGAAAUUUCGAAUAAGGGGAUUUUCCGAAGAGGAAAUAGAUACAUUAACUAUUAUCAAUCCAAAAGAUUGGCUUUCUUUUUAGAUUCUUUGUUGUUUAAAUAUAAAUAUACUACGCUCGUUAACUUCAUAUUUUAUUCGAUUGAUCAACAUUUAAUAACAAUAUAAUUUAAUAAAUUAAGAUUACCUGAA